CUGUGCAACCGUUUUAGUAAUUCAACACCGUCUGAUGAGCUGAGGAAAAUUUCAAACCAGUCAGUCACACGAGCCGGCUUGUAAAGGAGAAACGUGUGUGAAAGUAAAACGUGCCGGGAUUACCUAUAUUACGCAUUAUAUACCAUAAAACUAGUUUCAGUAUCGGAUCCAUAGUAAAUGGAGCGCCUGCGACAACCGUCAUCUGAGUAUACUCAUCUUCACCAAACUCACCCUGAUCAGCAUUGAGAAUAAUGGAUGGCAUCAAAUGGCUGGUGCUGUGGUCGCUGUGGGCGGCGCGGGUGGUCAGGCAGCCGACAGUUCCAGUACGCGUCGCCGGAGGACUGCUACGAGGGUCGAUAUCCAAUUCGGGAACAUACGCUGAGUACUUCGCCAUACCAUAUGCAACCGUUGUACAAAGAUUCCAGGAACCUGGUCCAGAACCUAAAUGGGAGGGAAUCCUCGAAGCCGUCAACGAGAAUAUAAGAUGCGUGCAAAGAUUUACAGGAAACUUAAUAUCAGGCCAAGAAGACUGUUUAACUCUGAAUAUCUACACACCCUUAAAAACCUCUCCAAAUUUGUACCCUGUUAUGGUAUUCAUUCACGGGGGAGGUUUUAGAGACGGUUCAAGUUCACCAUUCAUUUAUGGACCAGAUUAUUUAAUCAAACAUGAAGUUAUCCUUGUUACUUUUAAUUAUAGACUCGAAAACUUGGGUUUUCUGUGUCUAGGAAUUAAGGAGGCACCAGGCAACGUCGGUCUCAAAGAUCAGGUGGCUGCACUAAAGUGGAUAAAACAAAACAUAAAAGCGUUUGGUGGUGAUCCCGACAGCAUCACCAUUUUUGGUGAAAGCGCCGGUGCUGCAUCAGUUUCGUAUCAUAUUAUCUCACCGAUAUCCAAAGGCCUAUUCCAUAGAGCAAUCAUGCAAAGCGGUUCAUCAACAUCACCAUGGGCUUUGCAGAUGGAACCUUUGAAAGUUGCAAGUCAACUAGCUUAUCAAUUUGGCUCUAACACUACAGAUCCCUAUGAAAUUUACAAUUUACUCAUGACCAAAUCAGCGAAACAGCUGCUUCAGGCUCGAGUACCUAGGCGAAAAGGUGAUAUUCUACUGUCAGAGAAUAUUUUUACACCGUGCAUUGAGAAAAUUAUACCUAAUACAGAACAAUUCUUGGCGGAAGCGCCAUAUAAGACAAUGGUAAAUGGUCAAUACAAUAAGGUUCCGAUUAUUAUCGGUUACAACAGCGCUGAAGGAUACAUGUUUGCUGCCAGAGAAAAUGAUACAACAAUCGCAAAUUUGGAUUUCGUCCAAGCCACGCCAGUAGAUUUGUCAUUCCCUACAGAAAAGGAGAAACGGCGAACAGCGAUGAAGUUAAAAAAUCUCUAUAUGGGCAAUGAGGAAGUUAGCAAAAAGACAAUCGUGAAGGUUUCUUUCUUUGAAGGUGAUGCACACAUUACAUAUCCAGUUAUAGCAACAACUGAGCUUCUUUUGAAGACCUCUGAUCAGCCUGUUUACUCUUAUAAAUUCAAUUAUGAUGGAUGGAUGAAUAUAGUCAAAUUUUUGUACGGAUUCCGCGGUGAAGUUGGAGCAACUCAUGCUGAUGAACUGUUCUAUAUGUUUAAACUUAGAAUUCCUCUUAUAACUGCUUUUUAUGAAAAAGAUAUGAUUAACACGAUGAGUAAAAUGUGGACUAACUUCGCUAAAUUCAGCAACCCCACACCAGAGUCAACCCCAUCAUUGAAAGUAAAAUGGCAGGCCUCAGAUAGAAACGACCCGUACUCUUUAGUCAUAGACAAGUAUUUCACGACCAUACCCCUUUGGGAAGAUGUGAAAAUGCUGUUUUGGAACGCUACUUACACGAAAUAUAGAAAAAAAUUGUGAAAGAUUAUAAAAUUUUACUUCCAUUUA
Molecule: messenger RNA, 1901 nt
Organism: Galleria mellonella (greater wax moth)
Lineage: Eukaryota; Metazoa; Arthropoda; Insecta; Lepidoptera; Pyralidae
Product: acetylcholinesterase-like
Exons: 4
Coding region: 252-1874 (540 amino acids)
Source: RefSeq, a predicted model, not a curated record